CUCUUCUCCGCGUUUUCCACUCCACCUCAGUCCUAGCUAGCACUAGCACCUCCUUUACUCAUCACCCGUCAUCGCCUCCCUCUCCAUCCCCGAGCAGCCAAGCCAGCCAAGAACCGAACGAGAGUAGAAAGCGCGUAUAAUGGGGGACCGGGCGUACGCGCCGGCCGCGAAGCCGGUUCCCGUACGGGCCACCAACGGCGCGGCGAGCAACGGCGGCGGGCCGCCGCCGCGGCCAGCGCCGCCGUCCAUGCUGCCGGGCGGCCGCGUGCCCCCUCCGCCGAUGUACCGGCCGAAACCCGCGCAGGCGCGGCCACCGGCGCCGCGGCGGCACCUUCCCCGGCGGAGCGGCCGCGGGUGGUGCUGCGCCUGCUGCCUGUGGCUGGCGCUGGCGCUGGCGGGCCUGGCGCUCCUGGGCGGCGUGGCGGCGGGGGCGUUCUACGUGGCGUACCGCCCGCGGCCGCCGCGCUUCGCGGUGACGUCGCUGCGCCUGGCCGCGCUGAACGUGUCCGACUCGGACGCGCUCACCUCCCGCGUCGACUUCACCGUCACGGCGCGCAACCCCAACGACAACCUCGCCUUCCGCUACGGCGACAUCGCGGCGUCCUUCGCCUCGGACGGCGCCGACCUGGGCCACGCCGUCGUCCCGGGCUUCCUCCACCCGCCGGGCAACACCACGGUCGUCCGCGCCGCCGCGGCCGCCGACGCCAACACCAACACCGUCGACCCCGUCCAGGCGGCGGCGCUCAGAUCCAGGAGGGCCCACGUCGUGUCGGCGCAGAUGGACGCCAGGGUCGCCUUCCAGAUCGGCCGGUUCAGGUCCAAGAGCAUCAGCGUCCGCGUCACCUGCGCGGGGGUCUCGGUUGGGCUCGCCAAGCCAGCGCCGGCGCCGGCGCCGGACGCGGAGCCCCCCGUGGUCGUCGCUGCGGCCCCGGCCCCGGCACGCGGCCGUGCGCGUGGCCACUCGCCGCGCUCGGUUGUACGGACGACGACGUCGUCGUCAUCGUCGUCGUCCUCCUCCUCCAGCGGCGGCGGCGGCGGGAAGAUGACGCCGACGGACGCCAAGUGUAAGGUCCGCAUCAAGAUCUGGAUUUGGUCGUUUUGAUGGAUGGGCGGAUUCCAUUUGGGAUUUGGGGAGGCGGCGGCGGCGGCGGCGGGGGUAGAGUGACAAUUUUUUCCUUUCGACUUCUUUUUUUUUCUUCCUUUCUCUUGACAACAGUGUAUGUGGAUUUAUUGGAGUAUAGUCUAUAUAUGGUUUUCAUCUUC
Zea mays is the source of this 1263-nucleotide messenger RNA. Its product is annotated as harpin-induced protein. The transcript has a single exon. The record is from RefSeq and is marked provisional. NCBI's taxonomy places the organism in Eukaryota, Viridiplantae, Streptophyta, Magnoliopsida, Poales, Poaceae. Gene Ontology annotation, cellular component: plasma membrane. The coding region runs from base 140 to 1102 and encodes 320 amino acids. Gene Ontology annotation, biological process: defense response to other organism.